Messenger RNA from Trichobilharzia szidati, 3284 nucleotides. NCBI's taxonomy places the organism in Eukaryota, Metazoa, Platyhelminthes, Trematoda, Strigeidida, Schistosomatidae. The record is from the annotation of a GenBank genome assembly.
GUUAAACAUGCUGAAAAGGUUUGUGCGCGCAUGUAUAUGAAAUAAAAAACAAACAUUUUCGAGAGACUGCUGACCAUACAUUUAAAAAAUUUAGUGAAUGUCAAAUACUCAGUUAAAUAUAAUUGGACUUAUCUUACUUUUCAUUUGCCUUUUAAAAACUACAAAAUCAGAUCCACAAUGUUCAGGUAUCAGUAAUGUACAACGUUUGGAUUGUUAUCCGAGUAUUGAUUCAAAUAAGGAUAGAUGCGUCGCUAGAGGAUGCUGCUGGGUACCCAAAAAUGAACAUGAUGGGUUACCAUAUUGUUACUUCCCAAAAGACUAUGCCACAUAUAGUGUAGUGUCAACAGAAAAAACUGAACGUGGAUUCAUUGCUCAGUUGAACAAACCUAAUUCAAGUUAUUAUACAGAUGAAAUUAAAAAUAUUGCAGUCGAAGUUAGAGAGGAAACUUCAACUAGACUGCGUAUACGAUUUACAGUGCCUUCACAACCCAAUAGAUGGGAACCACCUAUCCCAUUGGGACAACCAGAUGAUACGCCAGUGUCAAAUGUCCAGUAUAAGGUUGUUAUGGACAAAUCACCUUUUGGAUUGAAGAUCAUGAGAAAUAAUAAUGAACAGGAAAUACUUAUGGACUCGACCGGAUCAUUAGCCACAGCUUUUAUUUUUUCCGAUCAAUUCAUACAAAUAUCAUUCCGCAUAAACGCUCAAAGCGGUUUCGGUCCUGGAGAAUUUGAGCAACAUUAUCCAAAUACAUUUAAUGCAUGGACCAGGGCAGGCUUUUGGGCACAUGAUGGAGAUCCACAUCCAAAUGCCAAUCUUUAUGGUGUACACAAUUUCUUCAUGGGUCUGAAACAUGAUGGAACUGCAUUCGGGAUCUUCUUCCUCAACAGCAAUGCACAAGAAGUAGCUACAACACCUCUACCAGCUAUCACAUAUCGAACAAUUGGUGGCAUAUUAGACUUCUUCAUCUUCACUGGACCAAAACCAUUAGAUGUCGUGAAUCAAUAUUACACUCUCAUCGGACAUCCACCGAUACCACCAUACUGGUCACUAGGAUUUCAUCUCUGUAGAUAUGGUAUGAAGAAUUUGGAUGAAGUGAAGGCAGUACUCAAACGGAAUUUGGAUGCAGGGAUUCCCGUAGACGCACAAUGGUUUGAUAUCGACUACAUGGAUGCAUACAAGAUUUGGUCAGUGGACAAUAAGAGGUUCGGUGGGAUGAGUGAUUUCGUGAAGGAUGUCCUACACGACAAGUACAAAAUGAGAGCUGUGUUAAUUGUAGAUCCAGCUGUCAGCACGAAGGGUGGUAAAGACUAUUUACCAUACAAGGAGGGCAUGAGACUAGGCGUUUUCAUCAAUGACAGUCGGACCGGUACUCCGAUUCUGGGUACUGUGUGGCCAGGAGAGACCGUCUUCCCAGAUUUCACUCACCCAGCCACUGAGGAUUGGUGGUACAAGUCUGCGUCAGACUUCCACAAGCUGGUCAACUUCGAUGGUUUGUGGCUAGAUAUGAAUGAGCCUGCGAGUUUCAAUGGUGGAUCACUCACUGGUUGUCCUUCAUGGAAUAAACUAGACAAUCCUCCAUAUGUUCCUCGAGUCCUUCAGAACUCGUUGUAUGACAAAACAAUAUGUCCAUCAGCCUUGCAUCACAACACGACACAUUAUAAUCUGCAUAAUAUGUAUGGUUAUGAGGAAGCUCGAGUGACUCACAGGGUAUUGACUCGAUUAUUUCCAGAGAAGCGACCUUUCAUACUGACUCGUUCAAGUUUCGCCGGCUCAGGUCGGUACACAACUCACUGGACAGGUGAUGUGUUGUCGACGUGGGAUAGUCUGAAGAUGUCCGUUUCGCAGAUAAUCAACUUCAAUAUGUUUGGAAUUCCAAUGGUUGGUGCUGAUAUAUGUGGAUUUGUGGGAAAUACUACUGAGGAGUUGUGUGUACGAUGGAGUCAGUUGGGUGCUUUCUAUCCAUUUUCUAGAAAUCAUAAUGAAGAUGAUGCAGACGAUCAGGAUCCAGCUUACUGGAGUGAAGAAGCUACUAAGGCUAUCAAAGAAGCUAUCAAACUGAGAUAUCACCUACUACCAUACAUAUAUUCCCUAUUCUAUCGAUCUUACUUCCAUGGGACGACUGUGGCUCGUGCUCUAGCCUUCGAGUUCCCUGAAGAUUUGGCCACACACAAGGUCAAUGCACAAUUCAUGCUUGGAUCGUGCAUCCUCGUCACUCCAGUGUUGGAUGAAGGGCGAACAGGUGUGGAGGGUUAUGUUCCAAUGGGUGAAUGGAUCAACCUAGCCACUGGAAAACGGUAUGUCAGUCAAGGUGAUUGGGUGUAUUUCGGGGCACCAUUGAACGUUAUUCCAAUUUCCGCCAGAUGUGGUUGUAUCAUUCCUAUGCAGGUAUCUACUGAAGUAACGGACAUUGCACGGAAGAAGGGAUUUGCUUUGUUGGUACUUUUGUCUUCAACGGAUGAUGGUAGUGAUACUACUGGGAAGGGAAUCACAGCAUCGGGUGAGUUGUAUUGGGAUAAUGGAGAUGAUGCCAAAUUGAAUUAUUUGCAUGUGAGUUUUGAAGUUCGGAACCGUGUUCUGUCAGCGAUUUCGACACCUUCCAGUCAUGAAAGUUUACAGAAAAUCGAUUUGAAAGAACUGGACCUUAAAGCUGUGCUUAUUGUCGGUAUGAGUAGAACGCCCACAGAGGUUUUGAUAAAUGAUAAAUCUGUGGAAUUUACGUACAUUGAGGAUUUACAAACAUGUCAUAUAGCGAAGAAACAACCCCUUACAUCAUUAAAGAGUAAUUUCACAGUUAAGUGGAAAUUUUAAUUUUUCUAUUUAUCAUCUUAUCCUACUUUUAAUAAAUUAGUUGUUGUCCUACAUUCACAGUGAUAUCACAAACGUUGGUAAUUUCAUUCUCUUUGUAAAAAUUACACACACAUCAGGUAGGUAAAAAUGCUUCUUAUUUCAUCUUGAUUUAUUCAACUUUACGAGUGUUCCUGAUUUGUAUGGACAGAGAAUAUUUAUUUAUAUCUUGGAAUAAGGACUUGUUCUCCGAAAUGAUUUUGUUUGAAAUUCAGCUUUCGCCGAGAUUUUAUUCACCUUCAGUGUGAGCACUUGUUUUUGAAGAUAAAUAUGCCGUAUGCGUAUUUAUACGGUCUGGCUUCUUCUGUUUCAAUCCGACCACUUAGCCUUUUUAUUUAAAUUUUGAAUAUUGAUAAAAGGCCUGUUCUUACUUGUCAUUAUUUUCAGUAAUCUGUUUGAAAAUGAUUCUUUUUUUGACACAAUAUAAUCUAUUUUGCUC